CCCAGCGGGCAGCACAAGGCUGUUUAUAUAAGGGAAGAGGGAAGCUUGCUUUCCCAUUACUUCCACAAAAACACGAUUAACAGCGAUAACUAUGCUAAUUAUUGCCCUUGCUGCACUUGAAAUGCACCUCACUGGCUGGAGAGGCAAUGCUUUGGGGUAAUAAUUAACUCCUUUUUCCCUCAAUUACCUUUUAUUAGGAGAGCAGGAGGUGUCGGGGCGAAACAGCCGCACAUCUUCCAAGAAAAGCUCGCGCUUUUCCAAGGGAACCCAAGCGGAGGCGCCUCAUUAAGAGAACCGCGCAGGACAAACAUUCCCAUGGCGAGCUGGGCCUUGGAGCUGCUCGGCUUCUCCCUGAGCCUGCUGGGCCUAAUUGGGACGUUAAUUGCCACCAUCCUGCCGCACUGGUGGCGCUCGGCGCACGUGGGCACCAACAUCAUCACGGCCGUGGCCUACGUGAAGGGGCUGUGGAUGGAGUGCGUGUGGCACAGCACCGGCGUCUACCAGUGCCAGCCCCACCGCUCCCAGCUGGCGCUGCCCGCCGACCUGCGCGCCGCCCGGGCCAUGAUGGUCAUCUCCUGCCUGCUGGCCGUGCUGGCGGCCGCCGUGGCCGUGGUGGGCAUGAGGUGCACGCACUGCGCCGAGGGCAGCCCCGCCAAGGCCUCCAUCGCCGGCUCCGGCGGGAUCGGCUUCGUGGCGGCCGGGCUGCUCUGCCUGGUGCCGGUGUCGUGGAGCACCAACGAUGUUGUCGUGGAUUUCUACAACCCCACGCUGCCCGCUGGGAUGAAGUAUGAGAUAGGGCAGGCUCUUUACCUGGGGUUUGUCUCCUCGGCCUUGAGCAUCCUGGGUGGGGCCCUGCUGUGCACGUCGUGCCUCGGGAAUGAGGCGCCUUUCCAGGCGCAUUCCGGAGCACCUCCAUCCUCCAGGCCACCGAGUGCCUCCAAGGGCAGCCACGCUCCUUCCCUGACAUCUGCGUCCCACAGCGGCUACAGGCUGAGCGACUACGUGUGAGUUCUCCUGGGAUCUGGCACAGCUGCCUCGGGAAUUCUGUGCCUGGCACCAGAGAACUUGGAAUGGAUGUUUUAGUUUACCGUUGUCUAUUCCUUCCUUUUCUUCCUGGAGGAGGAAAGGAUGUGGAUGCAGAACUGCUGUCGGCAAAACCUGGGAAAUAAAGGCAAAGGACACUGAGAUAUUCCCAAGGCAGCACAUCCUUGUCUACCUCCCAUCACAGCUUUCCAGGUAAUUCAAGGCGUAUUUUGGUAAAAAUAAUGGUUUGGUUUGGAGUCGGUGCCCUGUGAAGCAGAACUGGCCACAUCGCUUUGCUUCUUCCCCAAAAAAAGACAGUUUUCCCUAAAACCUGGAAUUUCUUGGGGAUACACAGUGAUUUCCAGCACUGAUUGCCUGCUCGGUUCCUCAUUUCCGUAAUUCAUGAACGUUUCAUCAUGACAAGGUAUUAAUUUUGCUUUCACUUAACUUGUUUGUUUUUUUACAGUCCCUUAAAAUAUGAAUUUCAAUGGCACUGUGACAGAUGUAUUUGACAGCCUGUUACAGCCAAUAUUUGAAGUUAUAUUACAAUGUUUUGACCUGAUCAAAAUAAAAUUUCAGCACAUUUUUUGAAAUGCAUCAUGAGGGAAACAAACCCUCUCAGUGGCUCAGAAUUGGGUUUUUUACAAAUGUCAGGAAUAGAAUGGAACCAGACAUUUGAUAUUAAAUAUACUUUAAAAAUUAAAAUUAAAAAGUCUCAGUAAUUUUCACUUUCAGCUUUUGAGCAGAUUUAGCAUUCUACACAAUCUAUGCAUUAUAGGGAGUGGAAAAACAGUUUCUAGAGUCCUAUUUCAUAAAUCCCAUAUAAUGAAAUGUGCUUAUUUCUUAGGAUGAAUGCUGGUAUUUUGUGCCUGAAGGUGCAUUAGGGUGGGCAAGGAUAUUUCCAUCUCAUGCAUUG
Messenger RNA from Passer domesticus (house sparrow), 1939 nucleotides. RefSeq names its product claudin 14 (gene CLDN14). NCBI's taxonomy places the organism in Eukaryota, Metazoa, Chordata, Aves, Passeriformes, Passeridae. The record is from RefSeq and is a predicted model, not a curated record. Gene Ontology annotation, biological process: cell adhesion; bicellular tight junction assembly. Gene Ontology annotation, cellular component: bicellular tight junction; plasma membrane. Gene Ontology annotation, molecular function: structural molecule activity. Bases 316 to 1008 code for a protein of 230 amino acids. The transcript has a single exon.